This is a messenger RNA of Drosophila willistoni, 798 nucleotides long. Its product is annotated as myb-like protein AA. The record is from RefSeq and is a predicted model, not a curated record. The transcript has 2 exons. Bases 1 to 798 code for a protein of 265 amino acids. NCBI's taxonomy places the organism in Eukaryota, Metazoa, Arthropoda, Insecta, Diptera, Drosophilidae.
AUGCGUGGAUUCAUUGUAUUGUGCCUUAGCGCCGUUGCCCUGGCAGCACCUCAGGGUUACAACUAUAAUCCUGGACCAUCGGGUUUUGGUGGUCUUACCACAGCCGGCGGUAGUGGAGGCAGCAGUUUCUUCCAGAGUGGCUCGCAGGUGGCACCAGCCCAGCAGGCUCAUCAUCAACAGACCUUCUUCCAGCAGCCCUCUGCCCAGAUUCAGCAUCACCAUCAGCAGCAGCAGCAGCAGCAACAACAUUCCGUGCAACAGCAGCAGGCUAUUGUCUCGAAACGCUUCUACAUCCAUUCCGCUCCUGAAGAUACUGAGGAGGAUUACAAGGAGCGUCACAUUACCGUCGGUGUGCCCAAGCGUAAUUACAAUGUCGUCUUCAUCAAGUCGCCACAGCGCAACAACAAGAAGACCCUCAAGAUUAGCCCCGCCGUCAAUGAGGACAAGACUGUGAUCUAUGUGCUGUCCAAGAAGGGCGAAAGCGAUGUCCAGGCUGAGGUUGUCGAACAGGCCAGCUCCACCAGCAAGCCCGAGGUCUUCUUCAUCAAGUACAAGACCAACGAAGAGGCUGCCCAUGCCCAGCAACAGAUCCAGGCCCAAUACGAUGCCUUGGGAGGCAGCAGCCAGCUGACCGAUGAGGGUGUUGCUCCCGUCACCUCUGUGAUUGGUGCUCUCGGCGGCGGAGAGGCCGGCCAUGCUGUGGAAUCCUCUGGCCUUGUGGGCAGCACUGGUGCUGGCCAUGUUGUUGCCACCGGAUCGGCGCAUACUGGCAAUGCAUACCUGCCACCCAAUUUCUAA